This is a messenger RNA of Pleuronectes platessa (European plaice), 2399 nucleotides long. RefSeq names its product IQ calmodulin-binding motif-containing protein 1. Bases 242 to 2014 code for a protein of 590 amino acids. Gene Ontology annotation, cellular component: cilium. The transcript has 15 exons. Lineage: Eukaryota; Metazoa; Chordata; Actinopteri; Pleuronectiformes; Pleuronectidae. The record is from RefSeq and is a predicted model, not a curated record. Gene Ontology annotation, biological process: cilium assembly. Gene Ontology annotation, molecular function: calmodulin binding.
GUCGCAGCGUGAUGACGUCACGUUGCCUUAGGAACAGCAGCGCGUCGGCUAGCUACAAGCUAACAGGGCUAGCUGUCAAACGUUGUGUUUGAAACUUCGCAGCGUUUGUUCGUCCGUGUUUUACCAUCAACGAGUCGACGGACCCGACGGUUAACCGGUUAACGACACUUGUUUUACCCGCUGAAGUGAAGUGACUGUCGGAUAAACAACGAAUGACAGUCGCCUUGUGGUCCAAGGGAACAUGGAGUCUGUGUCCGAGCUGAAGAAACAUCUGGAGCACGAAGAUCUGAACCUGCAGCAGAAAGUCAGCUUGCUCAACAGCAGCGUCACGAACGUCCUGAACGUGGCGGCGCUUCAGACCGACAGCGCUGCGUUGCCUCGGGUGAAGGCGGAGCUUUAUCACAGCGGCGUCCUGAGUCACUGUGUCCUCGUCCUCGCUCAGGACCCCAGAGAGCUGAGGAGCAGCUGGGGCGCCGCCGCCACCCUCGCCCGGCUCACCAGCUCCUGCUGUGUUGGGUUUGACCCUGGUGAAGAAUCAAAGGCCUUUUAUAGGCUCCUCCUACCGUCAGUCGUGGACGGCCUCCUGUCAUUGGCCAGUCAGCUGACGAGGCGGGCGGAGUGUGUGUCUCUGCUCAGGAAGGUGAUGGACUCCGUCAUGUGUCUGCUGGGAGGCCACACCCAGCUCACGACUCAGGUCCUCAGCUCCGCUCACUAUGAGCAGAUCCAGAUGUGUGAGGACGUAACUGUGUCUCUGCUCUGUGUCCAGAUGUGGAUUCAAGUCUGCACAGCCAACAGGAACUUCCUGUCCAGCCUGACUGACGACUCCGUCCUGUUGCUGCUGAACGAGGUCAUCGGCCAAUUAGCCGUCAGCUCCGACGUGGCGGUGGGAGGGGCCUCCGUCAAACUCAUCCUCCUCAUGGCCAAUCAACUGCAGCUGCGUCUCAAGCCCCUCCUCCUCAACUUCAAAGGACUGGACGACCUGCUGGACAAGGACUGGAGGGGGCGUGGCAUUGACCAGGACAUGGACCAGCUAAUUGAACUCCUCCAAUCAUACAGAGACACGACGAGUCCCUCUCAGGUGAGUGCUGAGCGUGUGCGGGCGGCGUGUGUGAUCCAGGCGUCAUGGAGGUCGUAUCAGACCCGGCGCCGCGUGAAGAGUCUGAACAGAGCUGUCGGUUCCCUGCAGAGGAGGUUCAGGGCUCGGAGGAGGCAGCAGCAGCAACAGAAGGAGGCUCAGCAGUGGGAGGAGGAGCUGAAGUACCAGGUGUGUGUGCGGCGCCUGCAGGCGAGGAGGGCGUUCCAUCAGAAACAGAGACAACUGCUGCAGCUGCUUCCUCCUGACCAGGUGCAGUCGUACCUGAGGGAGUGCGAGCGGCGAGCGGCGGUCGUGAUCCAGAGCAUCUGGAGAGGCUCCAGAGAGCGGCGCCGCUACAUCAGCUCCCAAAGAGACGAGCUGAGGCGCCAUCGAGCCGCCAGGACGCUGCAGAGAGCGGUGCGGCGCUUCCUGCAGAAAAGACGAGCGGCCAAAGCCCCGCCCACUGCACCGCUCUGGAUUGGUCAGAAAGGUUUGACUGACAGUAGGAGGGUGGAGCUGAAGGCUCAGGUGGAGGAAUACAUCGCUGUGCAUCGUUCGUCCCGUGUGUCUCCAGGCGAGUGUGAGCGCCUCCAUCAGGAGGUUCAGCUGCUGCUGUCGGAGCUGCAGAGCGGAGAUGAGCGGAGGAGGGUGGAGCAGAGGAUGGAGGCGCUGCUCGCUCACACACACACUCAGCUGGAGCUGCUCAGAGAUGCCCCGCCCCUUUCCCUUGUCACGGCGCCAGUGGGCGAGGCCUUCCUCAGCCACUCAGGUCGCUGCGCCCUUCGCGCCCGUGACGCCCACAACGCGACGCUGCAGGCGAGCCGGCUCCCCUGGUGGAGGAGGCUGGAAGAGCCGGUGGACCCGCCCGACCCCGCCCACCUGUGGGAGCUGGAGGCGGAGUUUGGAGGACUGUUUGUUGGCGGCUCAGCUAACAUUUAACGUGAAGACGCAGGUUCAUCGCACACUGACGAGCACGAGACGAGACUGUGCUGCCACCUACUGUCGAUCUCCAGAACUGACUCUGAGGUCCUCGUCCCAUCGCUCUUCACUGUGCGAGGGUGACGGCGGCUGGAGUCUGGACAGAAGCUGAAACCAUGACUCGGACGUUCUCUUCCUGAUUGGUUCUUCUCAGUCACAUGACUCGACCAGCGGUGAAUCAAAGUGACGUUUUGUCUCCAGUGUUUAUUUGACUUCAUUCAGAAAGAGAUGCUGCAGUAACAGUGUCAACCAGCAGAGGGCGCUGCUUCCUCACUGCAGCAGCUGUGAUGAUGGGAGUUUUUCUGUUUUAUUUCCACUUGUCUAUAAAGUUUUUUGAAGCCUUCGA